CAUAACUCAACCCAAAAACCAUAGCACUGUAAGCCUACGCCACCGGUGCAAGGAGUGGCAUACUGCCGCCGUCGGUCGCACUCAAAGUUCGCCAUCCAUCCGUCUAUCUAGCUUCCCUCGUGCUCAAAGUCUUCAACUCCUGUUCGCUGUCACCAAUCGCAGCUGCUUCCUCCAGCUCGGCGUCCGUCGUCUUUGUCUGCUCAGCCGCGCUUCCGCCGCCGUUUGUUUGCCGUUCACGUUCGCGUCUUUGUUCAGCCGUCGUCUUCGUUCGCGUUGUUCUCCGUUCACGUUCGCUCGGCGUUCGCCGUUUGCGUUCACUCGCCGUUCACCGUUCGGGAUCGCAUUCGCGUUCGUCUGGAAGCCACGUUGCUCUGCUUCAAACUCUGCGACCAACCCGCGCACUCCACCUAGCCGUUGAACUGCUCUCUUUUUGUCGCCGCCGUGAGUUCCCUAAGCCCGCGACCAGACAAUACGCUCACACAACACCAAUACUCUGCUUCAAACUCUGCAACUUCUGAUUUCUAUUACAAUAAGAAAUUCUGAGGUAUAUAAGAAUUAAGAAGGAAGACUAUUUCAACGGGUACAUGAAAUUGGGAUUUAUGGAUCUCAACUUCUUGCUUUGCUGCUUCUGCCCCGUCAUUCGCCGAUUUUGAGCAGCACUUCGUGACGUCACUCUACAGCUCUGCUCUUGGCCCGUUGCUGCUUCGUAGACGUCUGUGGUGUGCCUCAUUUUUCUUUGGACCUGCAAGUUGCCGUGCAGACUAGAGAUGCUGCUUUGAUGAACUUGAAAUUGAUGUGAGCAUGUUGUCUCGGUUGUGGCCUCCCCAUAUUCACACAGCCUCCUUUCUCUUGCCUGAGCUUCCCCGGCCUCAUCAUUUUCUUCUGCUGUCGAGCAAUGCAUGUAGACGUACUCCUACUUUUCACUUUCGAUUAGAAAGGAGAAGACGACCAAGGCCAAGACGAGGCAGCAGCAUUUGUUGUUGUUGUGGUUCUGCCUCUGAGUGGGAACUUAAGGAAGCAGGUAUAGCCGUGUCAACUUUCCUUCAAGGAUUAGGGGUGUCAGAGGAGGAGUCCUUAUCCAUCGCAUUCAAGUCACCCUCUUACUCCAACAUGUUGGUGGAGAGUGUCAGGGAUUUGGACCAACACUCCAUGUGGAAUUCCGAUUCGGCCUCCUUGGGCUUCAGGGAAAAGCUUCUUCACAUUGCCUCCCUCAAAGGUGACAAUGGAAAACUCCCUUACUUUGAGAGUCUCGGCUUCACUCUUUCUUCAUCUAUCACCCUUGCUAGGUAUCUCUCCUCUCAGAACCUCCCAUCCCUCAUGCACAAGGUUGCAUCCAUCAAGGAUCACUUCUUUUCUCAUCAAGCUGAUCACCUCCUCAUCAACAACAUUCGUCGCAUGAUGCUCCACCUGUCCAUUCCAAUCGACGAUGAUCUACAGCAUACUCUCUCCUUCUUUGAGAAGCUUGAAGCCAGGCGUGGAGGCUUAAAUGUCUUGCUCUCUGACAAAGACACUGCCUUCCGCCAUUUGAUUGAUUCCUUUCCUCGUUUACUUUCACUCUCACUGGAUAACCACAUCGUUCCUAUUAUCGAUUUUCUCCACAAUAUUGGACUCCCCAGAGUUCACAUCACAACCAUAAUACUCUCUUUUCCGCCUAUUCUGUUCUGGAAUAUUCAACUCCUUAAAGCUAGACUCUUCGCCUUGAAACAGAUUCAUGUGGUGGAUAAAGAUUAUAUCAAGUUGUUGAUCAGAUAUCCUUGGGUUCUAUCUACAAGCAUUCAAGAGAACUAUGAGGAGGUUCAUGGAUUUUUUCUUUCUGAGAAGGUUAGAAAGAUAUGUAUUGACUCUGCAAUCAGAGGCCAACCAUACCUAUUGGGUUGUUCAACUGGCAAGCUGAAGUCGAUGCUGGAUCAGUUGGCUGAUCUUGGAGUUAAGGGAAAUAAGUUAGAUAGGGUUAUUGCUAGAAGCCCGCAGCUACUAUUGCGGAAGCCCAGAGAUUUUUUACAGGUUGUUCUGUUCUUUGAAAAUAUGGGCUUGGAUAGAGAAAUUGUUGGGAGAAUUCUUUCUCGCUGCCCAGAAAUUUUCGCUGCCAGCAUCAAUAAAACUCUUAAGAGGAAGAUUGAAUUCCUUUCUGGGGUUGGCGUUUCGGAAGCAUAUCUUCCUGGGGUAAUCAGAAAGUAUCCGGAAUUACUUGUAACAGACACUGAUAAAACCAUACUACAUCGGCUGAUGUACCUGAUGAAGUUAGGACUUUCGGAGAAAGAGAUUGGGUUUAUGGUGCGCACGUUUUCUCCGCUCUUCGGGUACAGUAUAGAGGAGGUUCUGAGGCCAAAAAUAGAAUUCUUAGUGAAGUCGAUGAAGAGGCCGGUACAAGAAGUUGUUGAUUACCCUAGGUAUUUUAGCUAUUCAUUAGAAAAGAAGAUAAAGCCAAGAUACUUUGUACUCAAGGGAAGGCAUAUUGAAUGUAGCUUAAAGGAUAUGCUGGGAAAAAAUGAUGAGGAAUUUGCUGCAGAAUUUAUGGGUGUGGGUCUUGGAGGGAUGCUUGACCCUCCUCUCUCUUCUGAGAAUGUGUUGUAAGUAUCAUACAUCCUUCCCUAGUAUUUUUUUGGGAAAUUCAUCUCAUCACAAAUAGAUUCUUUAAGGGGCAUAAAAUGUAUAUUCCACUAAUUUUCAAUUGCAUAAAAUAUCACAUUUGAGAUUUUUAGAAGCAAAAAGUCUUUAAGUUAGAAUAUCAAAAUUUGGUCGUCUUAUAUAAUAUCAUGUUUAAUUCAAUGAAAGCAAUAUAGGUAUAGAAUCCACUGCUACGGUGCUUAAGCAUUUGAUCAAAUAUAUUGGAAUUAAUAAUUUUUGCAA
Molecule: messenger RNA, 2850 nt
Organism: Arachis stenosperma
Lineage: Eukaryota; Viridiplantae; Streptophyta; Magnoliopsida; Fabales; Fabaceae
Product: transcription termination factor MTERF9, chloroplastic-like
Exons: 8
Coding region: 802-2574 (590 amino acids)
Biological process (GO): regulation of DNA-templated transcription
Molecular function (GO): double-stranded DNA binding
Source: RefSeq, a predicted model, not a curated record